AUGUCCACCAUCGAAAUUCAAGGAGAAGGUUCGGAAUCUGAAGAAGAAAUUGCAAUCUCCCAACAACUCCAUAGCUGCUCUAAUACACAAAGCACUGUCAACCCGAUUUCAAGCCAUGGAACGAUCGUAGCUGGGGAAGCAUCGGAAUCAGAGGACGAUCAAUACCCUAACGUUCAGCCAGCCCAAACUGUUCAUCCGCAAAAACCCAGAUUAACAGCGGAUACUGACCAGCAGUCAAAAUCAACAAUUUCCAAUGAUAACACUGUAUCCAAUGAACCGAUCUCGCCUGCGUCAGAACUUUCUGAAACUCAAUCUACCCAGAAACAAGAAAAGACAGUCCGUUCUGGAGAGAAAUACGACACGUUACUACACCGUAAAUUACGCGAAAAAAAUUUACAGUUACGAAAUGAAAUUAACGCCAGAAUUACUGAUAUGUAUAGUAACGCAAAUUAUAAAUUAGAAGAUACGGUUAAUCAAAUAUGUAAAACUCAAUCAGUUCUACAGGAUAUAUCUCAAACUGUACAUACUCUAAAAGAUGAUGCUGUAAGGGUUAAUAACGCCGUGGAUAUUCAAUUCUUUCAAAGCUUUUUGCCGGAUGUUAAAAUUUAA
Molecule: messenger RNA, 609 nt
Organism: Trichoplax adhaerens
Lineage: Eukaryota; Metazoa; Placozoa; Uniplacotomia; Trichoplacea; Trichoplacidae
Exons: 5
Coding region: 1-609 (202 amino acids)
Cellular component (GO): BLOC-1 complex
Source: RefSeq, a predicted model, not a curated record